ACAGGAGGAGCCGAGAUGAGGGCAGGAGCCAGAGGCUCCCUUGCCGAGAGUCGCUCUAGGACUUUCUCCUGCCUGGCGUGCGGGUGGGGAGGGGGCACCUCUGUGCCUUCCGCUGCUUGCUAGGCUGUGAUGUGCGGCACAGGCAUGCUCAGUAGCCGGUGCCUACCCCUCCUAUCUCAGCAACAGUGCCUACAGCACUAGGAGACUGCUUGCAGCAGAGCCGAGCGGAAAGCCAUCUUUGCUGGAGAAGGAGGGAAGGCAGCCGCCCCUGAGCCGCCCGGCAGCCGCCCCUGAGCCGCUCGGCACCCGCUCGCCCCGCACCAUGUCUGCUCCAGCUCCUACACAAGGUCCCACCAGUGCUGGGUCUUCAGGGCCACCUCCUGCUGCCAACAUAUCAAGCAACAAACGGCUGCAGCAGACACAAGCCCGGGUGGAUGAGGUGGUAGACAUCAUGAGAAUGAACGUGGACAAGGUGCUAGAAAGAGACCAGAAGCUAUCAGAGCUCGACAACCGCGCAGAUGCAUUGCAAGCAGGUGCCUCACAGUUUGAAACCAGUGCAGCCAAACUGAAGAGAAAAUACUGGUGGAAAAAUUGCAAGAUGAUGAUCAUCCUCGGUGUAGUAUGCGCAGUCAUUCUCAUUAUAAUUAUAAUUUAUUUCUCCACUUGAAAAAGCAAAGAAGGAAGACUUGGCACAACUUUGUUCAUAUCAACCAACGAUAUCAGUGUUCCUUUGUUGAACUCCGCUUUUUAAUUCCCAGUGUCUUGGGAUUUUUGCUUGUAAUAACCCAUAUGCAUUCAGUGUGGUGUGUUUUGGAAUUCUGUUGUUUCCACAAGAAACUGUACCAGCUAAAUACUGCCAAGUAGUUCCAUACACUGUCUUAUCACUGUGUCUUAAAAUGUGUACGCACUGACCUUCAGAAGCUGUAGUAUGUGAAAAGGCAUCCUAAACAUCUCGCAAUCAGAGAGUGCAGUUAUGGGGAAGCUCCUGCUUAAAGGGACACUGCCAGGUGCACUGGACCCAAAUCUAAGCUUGUAACAAAUACUAGGGCCAGAGUUAUCACUCUGAGCACAUAAAGUUGGAUGGGAAAAAUCCAUUAUUAGCUGUAACUUUUUGAGGUGGUAUCUACUACUGCCACUGAAGAGAGUGGUACCCACAAGUAUUCACUUAAGACAUUUAUACUUCAACAACCUAACACAGGUUUUUUUAUCUUAGCUGUAGUAGUCAAGUUUACAAACACUGCCUGCAGAAGAUAAGUAGGACUGGAUUAGCAUCUUGUAUGGAUGUCAGUUUUCCCCUGUGGGGUGUUCUGCAAAGCCAGAACCCCUUGGUAAGAAAAGCAGAAGGAAAACCACACAGUGCAAAAGCAUUAGCUAGCACAGUCUUGAAAAUGCCAGGUGAAACGCAGCAUCGCUUAUGGACAAGAUCCAGACUCUUCCCAAAAACUCAUGGCACUGUUUGUCAGACUUCUUGAAAUUCCAGUCCUCAGUACUUGGUGGCCCUGACUUAAAGCAUGUGAACACCUUUGGUGAUGUCUGUGGCUUCCCAGCAUGACUGUCGGAAGCUGUCUCUGCAUCACUUUGCAGAGAAAUGGUCCCCACCGUGAGGAUCAUUAAACAAUCAGGAAGAAGAAGAUAUGAGUAAACUGAGGGAAGAGGGGAGAGAGGCUGAGAAAGCAGAGGGUGCCUAGCAAAGCUUUCCUGCAGAAGAGGAAGGCAGAGCAGCACUGAUCCAGAGCAGUGGUGUUAAGAGGCUUUGACGAGACUUUAUUUGUGCCUGUGUAUAUAGCUAAUAAACUACAGUGCUGCCUGUGUCGAGUGCUCAGCUGAGAGAUUUUCUCACUUGAUUGCUUUAAACCAACUUCUUAUGUAACUAAGAGAAAUGCUGUAUUGCUGCCUGAGAGACAGUUCUUGCAUGCUGUUGUUGUAGGGUUUCUCCCAAAUGUUGAAUUCCUUUCUUUCCCUUCUCUUUUUGGUGCUGAAUAGCUUAAUCACAGCUAACCAAACUAAACCAGAAUCAUCACAUUUUAAGCCAGGAGAUUCUGAAAGGGUCUUUCUAGGAUGAAUCCUUCAGAGUUCCUCAGAGGAAAAAAAACACUGGAAUUUAAAAACUAAAUAAAUCUGUUUGGGUUUUGUGUUGUUUGGGUUUGUUUGGUUUGGGGGUUUUUGUCUGCUUGUUUGUCUCUGCAAUUUAAUGAGGGUAUGGAAAUGGUGAUAAUAGUAGUGUAAAUAUUCCCAUUGUGGAGCAUCUCUCUUGACAUGGUCUUAGAUUAAAGAACCAGAGGUCCAUCCCAGAGGGUUGCAGUUGAUGUAUAUACAAAUUGUGAUUAAGUAGGAUUUUUCAGAGAGAGUAAGCAGUGCAUUUUCCCCCCUAUAUGUUCACUACCUUCUACUCACAUAUAGUGCCUCACUGAGUAGUGAGUGAUGGCUUGCUACUUUCAGAGUUACUAAUGUGUUACUGAACUGCCUAGUAUGCUCUGCUGAUGUCAGUCAUUCAGCUGAGUAGAGACAUAAACAAUUCUGAAGUCUCCAUGGGCCAGACAGACAACUCUGUUGUGGUGAAGGACUUGCCUCCAGGAGGUGCCACAGCUGAAUGCUGUGUGCAACUGAGCCUUCGUUGGGAAAGGAAUAAGCUGUCCAACUUCAGGACCCCUUCUAAACUGCUAAGAAAUUUGGCUGGUAUGAAAGAAUUAUUUCCUAAGAGUGAGACCCUGCCACUCCUACCCAUGUUGAGCACGGAUGAUCCUCAGAGGGCUCCUCUACAGGAAUGGGAAAGGACACAUCAGACAUGAGAUCUCACUGGAGAUGGUACAGUCAGUAAGGUUAUAUCCUUCACAUACCCAAUGCCUUCUCCUAUCACAGUCUUAACCGACUAUACUGAUAUGGCUGCAAAUACACACCAAAGAGGAAUCCUCUAGCUACAGAGAUGCAAAGUUUCCAAGUAACACUGCAUCCUUCCACGUUUUGCAUGCUUCCAGCUAAUGUAUCACAAGAAAGUUAAUCAUCUGAGUGGGAGCUUCAGGGAGAGAGUAGAGAGACUGCUGGUUGUGGAACGCGUGCUCAUUCUCCCUCAAAACAGUAACUGAUGGGAUGACUGCUAAACGUUGGUGAGCAUUUGCAAGGAAGAAUUUAGUCAAGAAACUUAGCCUUUAAUGGGUGUAAAAUGUUUGUGUGCUAGUGAAAUAUGCUCAAUUAAUGUGUUUUACUCUUCUAAAGUAGUUUGCAUGUAGAGUGCUCAAUGUUUGCUAGUUGUGCUGUGUUGGUUGAUUGCUAUAGGUAAGCUAAGGCAUGUAGCAUUUCAAAUCCAGCCCAGGAAGCAUGAACAAGUAUGUCCUUCCCUAAUGCACAGACCUGGUGCCACUCCUGCAGAGGAUGGUAGUACAGGGCCAUCCAGGGUCAUAGAUUGCAAAACAUCAUCACCUAUAUGUGAGCUUGUACAGAGGACGAUCUAUACAAGCACAGUUGGAGCUCUUAUUUGUGUUGGAGCCAGGAUUGAUUGCUUUCCACUCACUGCCUCUACACUUAAAAUGUCCAUGCAGUCACAACUGCCUGCUCGUAACAGUACAUUUCCCAGGAAAAGGUUUACUCAUUCCUGUUUAGUCAGCACUGCUUAGAUAUUCAAUUUCUGAGUAGAAUUUCAACUACUACCCUUCAUUACUAACUACUGUCUAGGCUUUAACCUUGGGCUGCUAAAAAGGCACAAAAGGGCUUCCUUUUACCUGCUCCCUAGCAAUAACUUAGGGGGCUGCAAGGACAAUUGCUUUCUGACUGCCAUCUUGGGGACUUAAUUGAAGACUUCUUUGCUAGAGAACGAGGAUUAUGACUGUUUCAGCCAGAGUCAGACAUCGAGGCUUGUGUGUUUUGUCCUUGCAGGAUGCACUUUCUCUUGCUCUGGUUUCUGGGCCACAGCUGUACAGCAAAGAUGUCAGUAUGAUAGGCUAUUCAGAAACAGCACAGCUGAAAUGCGAUGGUUAGGAGCUGGGUCUGUGCUUGUACCACAGCUGCUCUUUGGCUUGCCAAUGAGUGCUCAUCAGCUUCUGCUGUUGAAGAACUGUUAAUCGCAUCCACAGGCUGUUGAAGUCCUGCUUGGGCAUUGUAACUUCUUCCUUCUAAUUUAGCUCUCCUCAUGAUAACAUAAAAGUGACUUUAAACCUGACAAACUUGGUACACAGAACUUGCAGAAGUAAGCAACUGGGAAGUCCAAACAGGGCACUUGACCUGAUUCUCACCUGACAACAUUACAUAACAGCACACUGAAUCCAACGUAAUCCAAUAUUAUGGAUGGAGGAGGGGAGAAUCUGAUAAUGGUUCUGAAUGUAAGCUAGGGUCUGUAAAAAAAGAAGUGGUUUAGAAAUGUAGACAGUUUGACUUUUGUAUCUGGCACUUUAAUUCUAUUGGAACCUGCAUGAGGUUAGCCCUGGAACCGUGCAGGCAAAUAAACUGCUUGGCUUUUUGUUUUUAAAUAGGGAUCUGCAAUACGUGACUUAAAUACUUUGAUGGGAGAACAGAAUGAAACAUCAUUAACUGUAUAAGGAUCUAAUUAGAACAGCCACAAUCUACUGUUUCGUCUGGGUAGUGAGA
Pogoniulus pusillus (Red-fronted tinkerbird) is the source of this 4578-nucleotide messenger RNA. Its product is annotated as vesicle-associated membrane protein 2-like. The coding region runs from base 323 to 667 and encodes 114 amino acids. The record is from RefSeq and is a predicted model, not a curated record. Gene Ontology annotation, cellular component: plasma membrane; SNARE complex. Lineage: Eukaryota; Metazoa; Chordata; Aves; Piciformes; Lybiidae. Gene Ontology annotation, biological process: vesicle fusion; vesicle-mediated transport; SNARE complex assembly. The transcript is spliced from 5 exons. Gene Ontology annotation, molecular function: syntaxin-1 binding; SNAP receptor activity.